This is a messenger RNA of Opisthorchis viverrini, 246 nucleotides long. RefSeq lists its product as hypothetical. The transcript has 2 exons. The record is from RefSeq and is a predicted model, not a curated record. Bases 1 to 246 code for a protein of 81 amino acids. NCBI's taxonomy places the organism in Eukaryota, Metazoa, Platyhelminthes, Trematoda, Opisthorchiida, Opisthorchiidae.
AUGAGUAUCAUUCAACUCAGUGAGCCGGCUCGAAUUCGUUGGCACCACAUGAUCCAAAUGGCCGAUUUAACAACCUCAGCCAUGCGGACUUCCACACGGAUCUCGCUUUACCGCUCGCACUCAGGUGCUGCUACGGCCGAGAAGUCCAUCCCACGCACGAUUGGCCAAGAAUUCGGGACGCUUGCAAGCCCGGCAUCAAGCCGAGAUCUGAUUGGUCGAAUGUCUGGACCAAACAGCCAAUCAUGA